Messenger RNA from Cantharellus anzutake, 1919 nucleotides. RefSeq lists its product as uncharacterized. The transcript has 3 exons. The coding region runs from base 472 to 1548 and encodes 358 amino acids. The record is from RefSeq and is a predicted model, not a curated record. NCBI's taxonomy places the organism in Eukaryota, Fungi, Basidiomycota, Agaricomycetes, Cantharellales, Hydnaceae.
UUACGUAUUUAAUUCCGGGAACAAUAAAAUAGUCAUCUUCGACACUUUUUACGUUUCAGGCUGCGAAAGGAGGGGAGCACAGCCCUUGCAUACAAGAGCGGACUUCAGUAGGGUUGUCAGCAACGGGUGCCACCCCCUCCACCUCCUUCUGCUUGGCCAGUGUGCUUGUUUACUGCAGCAAACACAAAAACCCGUUGACGACAACGGACGACCUGCCUUUAUUGAGGAGGACCAACACAGGACACGAACAUUCAACAAGGACGUUGAACGCCAUCGUCACUGAACCCCGCUAAAAGGACUGCUUUGAACGAUUUCCACUGCCGAUUCCCCUUUGAAUUGAGCCUCACACGGACGUGUCGCGCUGAUUGUCGUGGAAAACCGAAUCUGUUUUCGACCUGCCUCUGUUACUCGUUAUCUCUGACCAAUUCCCUUCGCUUGCUGUCUAGGAUUUGAAAUACCCCUUCUGCAGUUAUGUCUCUGAACAGCACUUCCACUAGUGAUUCUUCCCCCACAAUCACAUCUACCACUUCGAUUACGAGUAGUUCGACGAGUCCAUCCUCCACAUCGAGCACACCCUCCACAUCCUCCACGCCUUCUACUACCUUCUCCAGUUCCACCACUACUUCUACAGCCAGUUCUUUAAGCAGGACCUCAGUCGGGUCUUCAACUUCCCAAUCAUCUGGAUCCACAACUUCUACAAGAACUACCGGUUCAACAUUCCCUCUGGUGACCACCUCUACCGUGACGACUUUUUCUGUUGCGACCAUCAUUGUGACCGAUGGUAGGACAGUGACGACUAAUGUACCUGCUUCUACUACUGGUGCUGGUGCGAUUAGCAAUGGAGGUGGCAGCAAAACGAAUGUGGGUGCUAUCGCUGGUGGUGUGAGAUGGGAUGAAUUCGACGGGAACUUUGACCCCGAUGCCCACAUACCAAAGCCAACCUCCCUCGGACGAACGAAUCUGGAUUUAGGCGGGGAACUAGAUCCCAACACAGAUGCGGAAUCUCGGCCAUGGCAGUAUCCCUCCGCUGGUGCGGGUACUACUACACCUGGAACACCCUCCACGGCUGGUGUAGCUGGCUUAGGAGCACUGUAUCAUGGUGCUGGUGGUGGGGAUGUUUCCGGUAGAGGUGAGAAUGGAAGUGUGAGUCCGCUUCCUGAGAUGAGCCAGUAUGCCCCUACUGUUACAUCUGGAUCGCAUUAUCCUCCUACUAGUAACAUGGGUGGUGCGACUGGUGCCGCAGGGCGAUCUGACGCGAGUGAAAGUGCGUAUGGGGCUUAUAGUCCCCGAGCGAAUAAAGCCCUAGAAGCGGCCUCUUCGAGGCAGGGUGCGGGCACGGGGACGGAUGGGAGUGGUGGUGGGGUGGGAGGCACUGGGGGGCAACUGGGAGUGGUGAAUAGGGGAGAGACAGACGGAACUGAUGAGGAUGGAGGGCAGGGCAGGGUUGUUGUUGCUAAGGAUGCAGGGAGAGUUAGGGAAGUUGAGAUUCCCCCUACUUACGAGAGCAUUGUUGAGGAAGUGGGUGCUGGAGCGGGGGCGAGGUCAUAGGCUCGUGAACUGUGGCCAUUGGGAUGAAAUUUUCGCUGAUUUCUUGCUUUCUUUCUUUCUUUCUUUUAUUCCAAGUAAUGAAUUUUUUUCGUAUGCACCCCCUUUCCUUGUUUUUCACGUUACCGUAUCCAACUCACUUCUCAGAAGUUAUCUAUGACUGGGCUGCUGCUCGGUUCCGCCUUUGCUCGUUUUUUUUUUCAUUGUUAUUUGUGUACGAUAUUUUUUCAAUCGUGCAACGGAAUCCGUCUAUCCUCCGAUGACAGACGCCACUGCAUAGAACUGUCGAUGGUUGCAUGAUUCCUCGGCCUCACCGUGUAACCCCAAUGCAAUAUACUCAACGGGGACACUCAAACGGGGAAGAUCUCUAUACU